AUGGCAGACAGCGCAAGCCAGACCUCCAGCACGCGGCAUGUUCCCAGAUGCCGCGGCAAUCACAGAGCACCGUUGGUGCACUCUGACAAAGCGGCCAGCUCGUCGUCCACACCAACCGGAGGUCUACAAUCGGCGACCAUGCCACCCACUGGGGCAAGAGCCCCGUCAAGCUCUUUGGAGCAGUCAACCGCCGCCGCGGUCAAAGCACGUUCUCGUGCCACCCCUGCGGCAUCAGUUUCCAGUCCUCUUUCCACGCAGGACGUGCUCCUUGAGCUUCUGCGUGAAAUGAAAGCCAAUUGCGAGCACGAAGACUCGCAAGCUGCGACCCUAGGGCGCAUUGAGGAGGUCUUGA
Messenger RNA from Ceraceosorus bombacis, 352 nucleotides. NCBI's taxonomy places the organism in Eukaryota, Fungi, Basidiomycota, Exobasidiomycetes, Ceraceosorales, Ceraceosoraceae. The record is from the annotation of a GenBank genome assembly.